GCCCUCCUCCUCCCAACACAAACCCUACUCUCUUCCUCUCUCUCUCUCUCUCUCUCUCUCUCCAGCGCGCGAUUCGCCAUAAACCCUAAUUCCCGACACCCGCGCGAAUUGGGGGACGUCCCCCGAUCGAUCCGAAUUCCCGAUUCGGUGAAGCCGCUCGAUCCGUCCCCGCAGCUACUUCGUCUUCUCGCGCAUUUGAACCCCGAAAGUCGAAAUUUUUCGCUGAGAUUUCUAGGUCAGCUGAAGUAAAAGAGGACAUCAAAUGGUUAUGAAGUUGUGAGGGUUUGGUUUUUCUGGGGGAAAAUGGACGAUGUCGAGAAGGCAAUCAUCCUUAGUUUCGACGAGUCGGGCAGCGUCGAUUCGGCGCUGAAAUUGCGGGCCAUCGGUUACUGCCAGCAAAUCAAGGAAGCGCCGACCAUUUGCAGGGUCUGUGUGGAGAAGUUGCGGUUUUGCCCGAUUAUGCAAGUCCAGUUCUGGUGUCUCCAGACUUUGCAGGAAGCUAUACGCGUUAAGUACGCUUCGAUGAGCUCUGAGGAGAAGGAAUUCAUUAGAAAGUCGGUGUUUUCCAUCGCUUGUUGUUAUGAUGAGGAGAGCGGUGGCAUUCUGGCGGGCCCUGCAUUUAUUAAGAAUAAGCUGGCCCAAGUGAUUGUCACUCUGAUUUACUUCGAGUACCCCUUAAUUUGGCCGUCCGUGUUUGUCGACUUUUUGCUGCACCUCAGCAAAGGCGGCGCCGUGAUUGACAUGUUCUGUCGUGUUUUGAAUGCUCUGGAUGACGAGUUGAUUAGUCUGGAUUACCCACGGAGUAAUGCAGAAGUGGCUGUUGCUGCGCAGGUUAAGGAUGCAAUGAGGCAGCAGUGUGUGCCUCAGAUUGUCAGAGCGUGUUAUGACAUUCUGUCCAUGUAUAGAAAUUCUGAUAGCGACAUAUGUGCCGCUGUUUUGGAUACUCUGAGAAGGUACAUUUCCUGGAUUGAUAUCGGGUUGAUUGCUAAUGAUGUUUUCCUUCCCUUUUUGUUCGAGUUGAUGUUGUUUGAUGGGUUAUCGGAGCAACUCCGUGGGGCUGCGGCCGGAUGUGUAUUGGCUGUUGUUUCUAAACGGAUGGAUGCACAAUCAAAAUUGUCUCUGUUGAAGAAUGUUCAGAUAAGUCGUGUUUUUGGUUUGGUGUCUGAUGAUAGCGACUCUGAGUUGGCAUCAAGAGUUGCUUCCCUGCUCACGGGAUAUGCUGUGGAAGUUCUGGAGUGCUCUAAAAGGUUGACUGAGGAAACAAAAGGAACUUCAUUUGAGCUUUUGGAUGAGGUAUUGCCCUCUGUUUUUUACAUAAUGCAAAAUUGUGAGGUUGAUACGGCAUUCGGCAUUGUGCAAUUCUUUUCGGGUUAUGUUUCUGCUAUGAAGAGCCUUUCCCCAUCGACGGAAAAACGACUUUAUCAUUUGAGUCAAAUUUUGGAAGUGAUCCGUUCUCAGAUCUGUUAUGAUCCUAUGUACCGGGAUAAUCUUGACACACUGGACAAGAUUGGGAGAGAGGAAGAAGAUAGGAUGACGGAAUACAGGAAAGACUUUUUUGUACUACUCCGAAGCAUUGGAAGAGUAGCACCUGAUAUUACCCAGGCAUUUAUUAGAAACUCAUUGGAUGCCGCUGUCACCUCUACCGGUGGGAAUAUUGAAGAGGUGGAAGCUGCUCUUUCUCUUCUCUAUGCUCUUGGAGAAUCAUUAAGUGAAGAAACGAUUAGAAGUGGGAGAGGACUUUUGAGGGACAUGGUGCCUAUGCUUUUGGCGAGUAAAUUCACAUGCCAUUCAAAUAGGGUAGUUGCACUUGUUUAUUUGGAUAGUAUUACGAGAUAUGCAAAGUUUGUCCAGGAAAAUACCCAGUACAUACCCAUGUUACUGGCUGCUUUUCUCGAUGAAAGAGGUAUACAUCACUCAAACAUCAAUGUGAGUAGAAGGGCGAGUUACCUCUUUAUGAGAGUCGUGAAGUCGUUGAAAUCGAAUCUUGUGCCCUUCAUAGAGACUAUACUGCAGAGCUUGCAAGAUAUAGUAGCUAAAUUUACAAAUGUUGAUUCCUCAAAAGCACUUUCUGGUUCUGAAGAUGGCAGUCAUAUAUUUGAGGCAAUUGGUAUAUUGAUUGGGAUGGAAGACGUGCCUGUGGAAAGACAAUCUGGUUAUCUCUCUUCACUGCUGACUCCUCUUUGUCAUCAGGUUGAGGGUUUGCUGUCAAAUUCCAAAACACUGAUUAUAGAAGAGGCACCUGGGAAAAUUGCCACUAUUCAGCAAGUUAUAAUGGCUAUUAAUGCCCUUAGUAAGGGUUUUAGUGAGCGCCUUGUGACUGCUAGUCGCCCUGGAAUCGGUUUUAUGUUCAAAAGGACAUUGGAUGUUCUCCUCCAAAUUCUUGUUGUAUAUCCAAAGAUAGAGCCUUUGCGGUCUAAGGUUAUGUCAUUCAUUCACCGCAUGGUAGAUACGCUUGGAGCAUCGGUUUUCCCUUAUCUUCCGAAGGCAUUGGAACAGUUGCUUGCUGAGAUUGAGCCUAAGGAGAUGGCUAGUUUUCUUUUGUUACUUAAUCAAAUAAUUUGCAAGUUCAACAAACUGGCACAUAAUGUACUUGAGAAGUUGUUUCCUGCCAUUGCUGGGAGGGUAUUCAGCAUCAUCUCAAGGGAGGCAAUUAAAUCAGGCCCUGGCGUCAACACUGAGGAAAUCAGGGAAAUUCAAGAGCUUCAGCAGACUUUUUAUACCUUUCUCUAUGAUAUUGCUACACAUGAUCUCUCUUCAGUUUUCAUUUCACCCACAAGUUGCCAGUACUUGGAACAGCUGAUGCAGUUGCUACUCUACACAGCUUGUAAUCAUCAGGACAUUCUUGUGAGGAAGGCAUGUGUGCAGAUCUUCAUCAGACUUAUCAAAGAUUGGUGCAGCAGGCCUUAUGAGGAAAAGGUACCUGGUUUUCAAAAGUUCAUGAUUGAGGCUUUUACGGCCCACUGUUGCUUGUACAGCGUACUUGACAGAUCUUUCGAGUUCCGAGAUGCAAAUACUCUCAUUUUGUUUGGAGAAAUUGUAUUGGCUCAGAAAAUCAUGUAUGAGAAGUUUGGAGAUGAUUUCCUCAAUUUUCUAUCAAAAGUUUUUCUGACUACGGAAUGCCCUCAACAUUUGGUGCCUCAACAUUUGGUGCAACAGUAUUGUCAAAAGUUGCAGGGCGAUGACAUAAAGUCUAUGAAAUCAUCCUACCGUUCCCUCAUUGAGAACUUAAGACUUCAACAGAAUGGAAGUCUUGUUUUCAGAUAGCAUAAUUAUGGCUAGAGAUAUAGGUGGCUCUUCAAAUCAUUAUUUCCACACGCUGCCCUUCAAUGCGGUAAUACAAUUUUGCCCGAGGUUGGAACUGAACGUGGCUCUUCAUGAACCUUGUCCGGUUUUCUCUAGCUGGAGAUGGUGCAUCUGGCUUCUCUUCUUUGUAUAUAGCUUUUUCUGUGACAAGUCCAUGACAAUGAGGUAUACACUCAAGGGUCUGCUUCAAAUUGGUAGUUUCCCGUAAACUGAAGAAUGAGGAGAGACUAAUAUGGUCAUUUCACUCUAUUUUGAACAGUUUGUACAUAUACGGGAGCACCACCUGAAGGGUAUAUUCAUCAGUGUUGAGCUUUUGACCUGUGAGAUGAAGAUCAAUUUCUUUGGCAAUUCUUUCUAUUUGAGGUCAAAAUAUAAGUUUAUUGUAUCAAAUUCAUUCCGAUUAAUGAAAGAAAGAAAGAGAGUGAGCAUCUUUUUGGUUCUUUGUCGAAAUCAUUGUAGGCUACUAUCAGUGAUACAAUCCUUGUUCUCCACCUUAUCUUUGGCAAUUCGCCACGCAUAGUGAAUCUACUUUGAUUUGAUGAAAA
Molecule: messenger RNA, 3848 nt
Organism: Eucalyptus grandis
Lineage: Eukaryota; Viridiplantae; Streptophyta; Magnoliopsida; Myrtales; Myrtaceae
Product: exportin-T
Exons: 13
Coding region: 304-3264 (986 amino acids)
Biological process (GO): tRNA re-export from nucleus
Cellular component (GO): cytoplasm; nuclear matrix; nuclear pore
Molecular function (GO): small GTPase binding; tRNA binding
Source: RefSeq, a predicted model, not a curated record